Messenger RNA from Penicillium diatomitis, 213 nucleotides. RefSeq lists its product as uncharacterized. The coding region runs from base 1 to 213 and encodes 70 amino acids. The transcript is spliced from 2 exons. NCBI's taxonomy places the organism in Eukaryota, Fungi, Ascomycota, Eurotiomycetes, Eurotiales, Aspergillaceae. The record is from RefSeq and is a predicted model, not a curated record.
AUGAGUCGCAAUUUUUUCCCUGUCGUAAUGGCAAUUGGUGUUGGUGUUUUCACUGGCUAUUACACCUUCCAGCCAACCCUCCAGCAGAUGUCCGUGGAAAAGACACAGAAAUCUAUGGAAACACCUAUUGCAAGCUCUGCUUCAAGCAGGCAAAGUGCGCUCUCAGAUAUCGCUACCAGCAGUCCUCGGGACGCUGGCAAAUCGGGGAAAUGA